Molecule: messenger RNA, 1086 nt
Organism: Punctularia strigosozonata HHB-11173 SS5
Lineage: Eukaryota; Fungi; Basidiomycota; Agaricomycetes; Corticiales; Punctulariaceae
Product: SRF-TF-domain-containing protein
Exons: 3
Coding region: 1-1086 (361 amino acids)
Biological process (GO): positive regulation of transcription by RNA polymerase II
Molecular function (GO): DNA-binding transcription factor activity, RNA polymerase II-specific; RNA polymerase II cis-regulatory region sequence-specific DNA binding; protein dimerization activity
Source: RefSeq, a predicted model, not a curated record
AUGGCCUUUCGCCCGGCUCCUCCGCCAUCGUACGGAUAUUCGAGCGCUAUCCCCACCGACAUACCGGCCCCACCCAUGGAACCCACCUCCGCCACCACGGCCCCGUCGCGCAAGCGUCCACGCACUGAGCCUGGACAGCCCACCGUCGGCGACGACGCGUUCGUCGCUGACCCCGAAGCGGGCGACUCGGGCGCGGACGACGACGACGACGAGGACAAGCCCAAGGAUAAGAAGGCCGGCCGGCGCAAGAUCAAGAUCGAGUUUAUACAAGACAAGUCUCGACGCCAUAUCACGUUCUCCAAGAGGAAAGCGGGUAUCAUGAAGAAGGCGUACGAACUCUCGACGCUCACCGGCACGCAAGUUUUACUGCUCGUCGUCUCCGAGACCGGGCUCGUAUACACCUUCACGACCGCCAAGCUCCAGCCGCUCGUCACCCAACCCGAGGGCAAAAACCUCAUCCAGGCGUGCCUCAACGCGCCGCACGGCACGCUGCCGUCCUCGAUGCCCGUAGGAACGCCUUUGGGGCGCACGUCCGGCGCGAUCCCCGGCCCGAUGAACUCGAACGUGCCCGGCGGGCUCUCGAUCGGGAACAAGGAGGAGGACGCGGGCGACGACAAGGACGACGACGGCGCGCGCGGCGGCGCCUCCCAGGACGCGAAGCGGCGCCGGCGCUCGUCGACGUCGCAGUCGGCGCCGCGCCCGACGAGCACGCAGAGCCCGAACCACUCGCCCGGGCAGCCGAUGCCGCCGCCGCUGACCAUCCCCGGCAGCGGCGCGCCGCAGCAGCAGGGCGCGCAGGCGGCGCUGCCCAUGGGCUCGCCCAGCACGCAGGCGCAGCAGGCGCCGGGCGCGCAGGGGUACGCGCCGCCCCACGCGUCGCCGACGACGCCGUACGGGCACCACGCCCCCGCGCACGCGCAAGGCGACCCCGCCGGCAUGUACGGCGGGCACAUGAUGGCGCCGCCGGGAGGAUACUACUCGCAGCCGCAGGCGCCGCAGGGUGUGCAGCAGCACCAGCAGGCGCACGGGCAUUGGGGACAGCCGCAACAGGUGCAGCCGGCGAACUCGCACUACGGCCGGCGGUGA